This is a messenger RNA of Plasmopara halstedii, 495 nucleotides long. RefSeq lists its product as uncharacterized. Lineage: Eukaryota; Oomycota; Peronosporomycetes; Peronosporales; Peronosporaceae. The transcript is spliced from 3 exons. The coding region runs from base 1 to 495 and encodes 164 amino acids. The record is from RefSeq and is a predicted model, not a curated record.
AUGUGGAACCAUGGAUGCUUCAUGUUCAAAAAAUCUCAUACAUCAAUUCAGGUUGACCAUUUCGUCAGUAUCGAACUCGACUACAACAAACAUCAUUUUCACGAUGUCCAUUCAAAGUCUUGCCUUCACCUCUGCGACCACCGCCACAUUUGGACCCCCAAGGUAGUCAAACAUUGUAAUAAAGUUGAUCAACGUAAAGGGCAGCUAAAGGUUAAAAGGAUCGCCGAGGAGAAGGGCAUUGCCAAUUUGAAUGCGACAAAGGUUGACGAGCAAAUAUCGCAGAUGAAUAUCCAACCAAUUGAUGCGUCAAAUACUAUUGCUUUGAAGAAAAAGCAUGCGAACAGCAAUUGGAUUGAGCUCCGAGCUCGUGUCGAAAGCGUUGACUCGCGUGUAUUUGCCUACCAAAACGAUCCAAAGUAUCGGUUGCAGUCAGACAAAUCGAAGCAACGCCGCGCAUUAGCUGCAGCGACGUCCAAGAGCCCGGGCUGGCACUAA